This is a messenger RNA of Prunus armeniaca (apricot), 687 nucleotides long. NCBI's taxonomy places the organism in Eukaryota, Viridiplantae, Streptophyta, Magnoliopsida, Rosales, Rosaceae. The record is from the annotation of a GenBank genome assembly.
AUGAGGUGCAAAUCUUGCGAGAGCUGCUUCCAAGAUUAUUACGCCGAUACCUGCAAGCAGUGCCACGAGCACCACAAGGCCAAGGUCGCUUUUCUCGGGGCCACCCACCCGGCUUCCUUCUCUGACGUCGUUCUGUUUGCCUCCGACGACGAGGCCGCUGGUCCCGUCCCGGCCCAUAAGGCCGUUUUGGUGAGCCGUUCUCCGGUGUUUAGAGCCAUGUUUGAGAAUGAGAUGGAAGAAAGCCUGAGCAGCACCAUCAAGAUUGGCGAAGUGUCCUACCGCACCCUUGGUGCCUUUGUUAACUACCUCUACACUGCUGAGGUACGCCUUGACCAGCAAUUCGCCUGUGUCCUCUUUGUAAUGGCUGAAAAAUACCAGGUGCAGCAUCUCAAAGACUACUGCCAGAAGUUCUUGGUGGCCAACCUCAACUGUGACAAUUCACUUUCGACCUACAUCUUAGCGCACCGGCAUAAUGCCAAGCAGAUCAUCGACGCGGCCUUAAUAGUGAUCACAGGCAACAUGGACAAGCUUACUUCCCGGAAGGAGUACGCCAAGCUCAAGGAGAAAGAUCCGCAACUCGUGAUCGAAAUCUAUGAAGCUUUUCUCUCCAGACAUUCUUCAUUUUCCUGUGUGCGCACGGUUUCUUCUACGUCUUACAGUGAGGGUUAUGGAUUUGAGGGACAGUGA